Molecule: messenger RNA, 1320 nt
Organism: Paramuricea clavata
Lineage: Eukaryota; Metazoa; Cnidaria; Anthozoa; Malacalcyonacea; Plexauridae
Source: the annotation of a GenBank genome assembly
AUGAUGUUAAAAACAAAGCUUAUGAUUCAUUCCAAGGUAAAGCUGUCUGUUGUUCCUUUUUGUAAAGCUGUUUGUAGUCCCUUUUUUUCAAACGUUGUGAGAGAACUUCAAAGGGCAGCGCAUUUUGUAAAUGAAGAUGAUAGUUGCAGCACAUUAUUUUAUAAUCUGGUUUCCCUUUCUAAGGUUGUCGCGACUGUCAAGGUGACGGAUGUAAGAGAGUGUCUAGCCAAGAUAUCUCUCAGUCGAGAUAUCUCUCAGUCGAGAUAUCUCUCAGUCGAGAUAUCUCUCAGUCGAGAUAUCUCUCAGUCGAGAUAUCUCUCAGUCGAGAUAUCUCUCAGUCGAGAUAUCUCUCAGUCGAGAUAUCUCUCAGUCGAGAUAUCUCUCAGCCGAGAUAUCUCUCAGUCGAGAUAUCUCUCAGUCGAGAUAUCUCUCAGUCGAGAUAUCUCUCAGUCGAGAUAUCUCUCAGUCGAGAUAUCUCUCAGUCGAGAUAUCUCUCAGUCGAGAUAUCUCUCAGUCGAGAUAUCUCUCAGCCAAGAUAUCUCUCAGUCGAGAUAUCUCUCAGUCGAGAUAUCUCUGAUAUCUCUCAGUCGAGAUAUCUCUCAGUCGAGAUAUCUCUCAGCCAAGAUAUCUCUCAGUCGAGAUAUCUCUCAGUCGAGAUAUCUCUCAGUAAAGACUAAUUUCCAUACAGCACACAAAAGACAUAGAUCCAUACAGCACACAAAAGACAAGCCUGAUAGAUCCAUCUCAAACUCAUUAAUAAUUCAUGAGCAAAUUAGCGAAUGAACUCACCCUAAUUCGUCACAUGAUUGAGGUUGGAUACCGCAAGGAAACACGCUAAAAAUCAUAUACCAUCACUGUUGUUAGAUGAAAAACGGUUUUCAUCUAAUAACUGAGAUCCUAAUUACAAAUUCAAGUCAAACCACAACAAUAUACUAUAAUAAUAUAUAUAAGCCAAUGAAAUGUUUUCGUUUGAGAUGUUGUGUAAACAACUCGUUUCUCGUGUUUCAUCAGGGGCCCAAACACUCGAAAACAAUAAAACACUCGCGCUUCGCGCUCGUGUUUCAUACAGUUUUCUCGUGUUUGGAUCCCCUGAUGAAACACUCAAACUCGUUGUUUACAUAUAACAUACAGCACACAAAAGACAAGAUAGAUCCAUACAGCACACAAAAGACAAGCCUGAUAGAUCCAUACAGCACACAAAAGACAUAAAUCCGCCAUACAGCACACAAAAGACAUAUAUCCAUACAGCACACAAAAGACAAGAUCCAUACAGCACACACAAAAGACAAGAUAGAUCCAUACAGCACACAAAAGACAUAG